This is a messenger RNA of Tetrahymena thermophila SB210, 681 nucleotides long. RefSeq names its product transmembrane protein, putative. The transcript is spliced from 6 exons. The record is from RefSeq and is a predicted model, not a curated record. Lineage: Eukaryota; Ciliophora; Oligohymenophorea; Hymenostomatida; Tetrahymenidae.
AUGAAUAACGAAGACAAACCUAAAAAAGGAAAGGGAAAAGAGCAGAGCUGCGGAGAGAAAGUUACGAACAUAUUUUUUGGUAAUUCCAAGCAAAGCCGUGAAAUAAGACACUCUCAAGUUUAUGCAACAUUCUAAUCAGUUUUUGAGUUAAUCAACAUUCUACUAAACCAUAUUGUUUUUAAUUAUACACAAAACUUGUAAGCAAUUUUAUUCUUUGAUAUACUGUCAGUGUUGAUUAUUUUAUCUAAUAUGAUUCCUAAGCUUAAUGUAAAAUAUGGGUAUUAUAGAUUGACUCUGUUUAUGUAUGGGAUGAACUUUAUAGUCUAUAUAUUUGGAUUUGCUUAUUAUUUGAUGUAGAACUUCUAAUUUGUGAUAAAUAUAUGUAACGAUAUAUCUACGUAUUAUCAAAGUAUUAAUUAAUCUUCUUAUCCAUCUUAAAGUAUUUGCACUAGUUUAAAUUAAUACUAUUACAUCUGGAUAGGAGAAGUAGCCUUUAUAUUCAUUCUAAGGGCUUUCGGGUUAUAUAUUUACUAUAAAGCCUUUCAGAAUGCAUUCAAGAAAUAUUAAUAUGAAAAAACCAAAAAAGAUAGAAAAAAGAAGUUUCUUUUUAAAGCUCAAGAAAGAGAAGAAUAGAAAAAGAGAGAUAUUUAUUACAGAGACAUUUCAAAGAGGAAAUUAUGA